GAGUUAUUUUCGUUCAGAUCAGAAGUGUGAUCUUGUGUUUUUAUUUUGUCAUGUCCAGUAUUUGUGUUGUUUGAAACGAGAUUCCUAAAGUCUACAGAUGCAAAAGUAACGGUGACUCAAUAUGGGGUGCGUCUUGUGAGUGGAGGUCAUCUCAAUCACGAACCCGGAAAUUGAACAGGAAAAAUCAAACUGGAUAUAUCGGCCACAUAAGAAGUAGUCUCUUCUAGUCGUGGACGUUAUUUGGAGCAAUUCCCCUUCUUGGGUCGCUUAUUAUUUACAGUUACAGAGCUUUAAACAUGACAGUUUUGUGGUGUAGACAAGGUCGAGUAAGACCACCCUAUUUUGAUGCCAAGUUCCUGACUUUUAUAAUUGUGGUAUUUUUUACUUCGUCAUCAACGAAUGCAGUUGAGUUUGCUCCCCUCCCAGACUUGGGCACGUUUGAUAGUACAGGGAAUUAUUCUGACGGAGGUCUGAAUCUUCUAAUUGAUGGUGCCAAUGGAUUUAUUGAUGUAGUUCAGCCAAAUCCACUUCCUUAUGAUGUCAUCUGUGAUGCAAUAGCAGGGAAUUUAUCAGAUAGAUAUGAUUCAGAGGACCUUAAAGAACCUAUUCUUGAUGCAGCAGAAUACAUGCUUGGUUUUGUCAUAUGUUUUCUCAUUGGUCUAUUGUAUAUUCUUAUACUGCCAAUAGUAUGUCUGUGUUUCUGUUGCUGUCGUUGCUGUCAGAAAUGUGGUGGGAAACGUGUACAGAAAGCACCAGCAAGCACAUGUAAAAGAGUGUACUUCUCUGUAGCACUUCUUACUAUCACUAUCAUCAUGGGGUAA
Molecule: messenger RNA, 821 nt
Organism: Saccoglossus kowalevskii
Lineage: Eukaryota; Metazoa; Hemichordata; Enteropneusta; Harrimaniidae
Product: prominin-like protein
Cellular component (GO): microvillus; cell surface; apical plasma membrane
Molecular function (GO): cholesterol binding
Source: RefSeq, a predicted model, not a curated record